AUGUCUGCAGCGGGUGCUUUGUAAGAAAGAAGUAGCUAGUACCUACUAGGUACAUACAUAUGCCCGCCUCCUUAUGUAAACUUGUAAAUCAAAAUCCAUUGGAUUGAUUAGAUGUCGAUUUAUAAUUCAUUACGGAGACAUUAUCCGGUGUUGUCGAAUUUUUCAUUUCAGAGGAGAUUUAGGCAGGUAUAUUAAUUGUUGAGCGUGUCAUUUUCGUGCGGCGGUUUCUGUACUUUUGUGAGGUUACGCCGUGUUUUUAUUUUGUGAAGAAACGAAACGAAAGAGCGGCAAAGGAUUCGGGAUUCGGUCAAUAAUGGGCUCCACCGAUUUCGCAACAGCUUCUCCCUCUCUGCAUCAUGAUUCUUUUCAAUACGAUGAGGACAAGACACCAUAUACCGCUCCUGUCAUAUCUCGAGAUGAAGAUUUGGAUAUUGAUGAGGCUUCGAGGAAGAUUUUGGAGAGGAGAUUGGUGAGAAAGGUGGAUUGGAGAUUAUGUACCAUCGCGGGAAUAUUAUGCAGUUUGAAUUUGAUGGAUUCGGGAAUCAUUAGUUCGGCCAGUGUCGCGGAUGAUUUCUUCACUACUUUGGGAUUGGGUGUCGGAAAUAGAUAUGUGAGUUCUUACAUUUCGCUGAUUGAAGCCACUUUUGCAUAUGUGCUGAUGAAGUAAAUAGUCGGUCUCAAUCUUGGUGUACACAGUGGCAAGUGUAACAUUUCAGUUGCCAGCUACACUUUGUGUGAGGAUGUGUGGUCCACGAUUUGUAUUCUCGUUGAUUACAGUUGGCUUUGGAAUUAUUACCAUGGUAUGUAUCUCUUGACUCGACACACGAUUAUUCAACAUUGAAGAAAGGUUCUAAUAAGAGGAAAAAGUGUACUGCAUUCAUCAAUACCUGGGAACAGAUGGUAGUCCUUCGUCUUCUACUUGGAAUUGCCCAAUCAGCUAUCUUUCCUGGCUUGAGUUAUCUCAUUUCGACUUGGUAUACGAGGAAAGAACAACAGCUUCGUUUCGCAUUUUUGCAAACAGGUGAAGUUAUUGUCGUGGGCCUGGGAAUCUUUCUCAAUUAUGGUGUGAACCAUUUGAACGGUAAAGGGAACUUGGCCGGUUGGAGGUGGAUGUUUCUGGUGCAGGGUUUACUUGCUAUAGGUAUGUUAUCCUGCUCAAAGGAACUUAGGGAGUCAAGAGUUAAUGUGAUAAUAGUUCUGGGAUUCGUAACCUAUUUUUGGAUGGUGGAUUUCCCGGAAAAUGCUCAUAAAAGUCUUCGCUUCUUGACGGCCGAGGAGCAAAAUCUUGCAGUGGCGAGAAUUUCAGACGAUAGGGGUGAUGUGAAAGCUGAGGAAUUUUCGCUUUGGAAUUGCCUCGUCCAUUUUCUAGAUCCAAAGAUCUACGGCUUCUGUGCUUUGUUGUUUUGUUUGAACUUGGUAUCGACGAGUGAGUGUUGACUUCAAUUUACUUUUUGAAAUCAGUGUGCUGACAUCAACCAAAGGCAUGUCCUACUUCCUACCCAUCAUUCUGAAAAGUGGAAUGGGGUUUUCUGAGGAUAGUUCAAUCAUGUUGUCCGCACCACCCUAUUUCUAUGCCGUAAUCCCCGUCAUAAUCUCCUCAAUAGUUGGAGAUUAUUAUCAACUUCGGGGCUUGGUAAUAAUUUUCAACAGCAUCUGUACCAUUGUAGGAUUCGCUAUGUUGGGAUUUGCUAGCCAGGACACAGUUCGUUAUAUCGGAACCUACCUCUCCACGGGAGGAUAUGUAUCGAACUGGGCGGCUAUGAAUGCAUAUCAAUCAUCCAAUAUCGUUGGACAAUGGAAAAGAGCAACUUUCGCUGCUGCAAGUACUGCUUGCAACGGAUUAGGAGGAAUUGCCGGUGCAUUCAUUAUCAGAUAUAAUGAGGCGCCUCGAUACAUGACGGCGAUUUGGGUCAGUAUUGGAUCUCAUAUCGUCAUUAUUGCUAUCGUUGGUAUGCUCUCGAUAUAUUUCUGGCAUGCGAAUGGCCGACAGAGGAAGGGGAUGGUAUUGCUUGAGAGGACCAUAGACUUCAGGUAUACCUAUUGAAUUAGAGAAUAUAUCUUUGGUCAGUAGAAGGAAGAAUUCUCUUGUGUAGCUAUGUAUUAGAAUGUCGGAUAUGACUACCUACGGUUUCGCAUUCGAGGCGGAGCAGACAGAGGGGAAGUCCGAGUACUGCGUAAGCCGAUUUUGCAGGCAUGUGAAAAUGACAAUGUCGUCUUAAUACAGAUAACUGAUUUCAUAACCACCGUACUAGUGAAAUAUAUAUCGAGAAUUCUGUUCAAUAAUCGGUUUGUCAGUUUAAACUUACUUGUCUUGAUUUCCACAUAUCCGGAAAUUCGGUCACUCCAUCG
Sclerotinia trifoliorum is the source of this 2349-nucleotide messenger RNA. The record is from the annotation of a GenBank genome assembly. Lineage: Eukaryota; Fungi; Ascomycota; Leotiomycetes; Helotiales; Sclerotiniaceae.